Molecule: messenger RNA, 3838 nt
Organism: Rhipicephalus microplus (southern cattle tick)
Lineage: Eukaryota; Metazoa; Arthropoda; Arachnida; Ixodida; Ixodidae
Product: scavenger receptor class B member 1
Cellular component (GO): cytoplasm; membrane
Molecular function (GO): scavenger receptor activity
Source: RefSeq, a predicted model, not a curated record
CAGGGGGGUGGUUGGAAGCUGUUCGUUCGAACGCGCUUUUGAACUCCCCCCGUGUCUGUGUGUUCCCGCUCCGGCGUCGUCUCUUUUGUCUGCCCCACCGCGCACCGCCUGACAAUCGGUCGAACCCCACACACUGAACCAGGCCCUCUGGAGGAGAACGGCACCGGACGACCUGUCCUGCACGUCGCCAUCGCACCCACCGACUGGGCUUCCGCCAACAGUCGAAGCCGGCCGGUUUGCUGAUCCCGAAAAUCACCGCUGAAAACAGAAUGCGCGGGAGUGCGUGUUGGCGUACAAUGCGCAAGGUGGCUCCGAUUCAUUGAAUGAAUGGGACUAAGUUUUGCCGCACAGUCCAGGAGCGUCGACAGGGAAAGCACGUGUGUUCCCGCUGACCGAGUUCAACGGGCCCUGUCAUUCACAAUCGUGGACUGACCGUCAUUUGGCGACGUCGAAAAGCGCGGGACAUUGAGCACCGGAAAGGCCAACUCGAUAAGGCAGGGAGGGUACGCGUGAUUGCUGGGACGCCAUCAUCCUGACACCAAAGACGCUCCGGGGAGGCACUUCGUCCACAGGCCGGCCGGCCCGCUGCCCCGUCCGUAGGCCCGGCAGCACUGGCGGUCUCUUCCCCUCACCAACGCCUCGCUCCGGUUCCCGCAGGGUGCACAAAAGGUGCCCCAGCCGGAGCAACCGUGGCCCCUCGCUGCGAACAGUUCGAGGUAGAGGCGCCCUCCGAGGAGAGACCAUGCUCCAGGGGCCCUUCGAGAAGCGCCAACAAGAAGAGCAGCAUGUGUGGCCGGCGCCUGUGUAUCUCGGCUUGCGCCGUGGUAUCUCUGCUCCUCAUAAUCUUAGGCGUGGGCGUCCUCCUUGGCUUCGACCACGUGUUUAGGUUUAUUCUUAACAAGGAGGUGGCUCUGUCGGAGCACUCUCGGGCAUUCCCAAUGUGGAAGGACUCCAGCCACGAAACCAAAAUCCGCUUUUUCUUCUUCAACGUCACCAAUCCCAAUGAUGUACUCAUCGGAGAGAAGCCGUCCGUCAAGGAAGUCGGGCCCUACACAUACAGGGCAUACUGGAUUAAGCAUAACAUAACAUUCCAUGACAACGGAACCUUGUCCUACAAAGAGACCAAGCGUUACUAUUUCGACAGAGAGAGCUCUGUGGGACCAGAGACUGAUGAAAUCAUGACCGUCAACGUACCUUUCGUGACGACGGCGCAUUUGCUAAAGGAACAGAACUUCAUCAUCCGCGGCAUCGCUUCACUCUCGCUGUCGGGUCUCGGGCAGCGGAUCUUCAUUUCCCGCUCGGUGGGGCAGCUCACCUUCGGCGGCUACCCCGACAUCCUCGUGCUGUUGGGAUCGGUCAUCGACUCCGGCCGGCCGCGACCGGGACAGCCUGGCUUCAACAUCGGCGACGUGUUCAGCCACGGCUACCGCACCGUCAUCGACAUGCUCGGCUCCCUGGUCGACCCGGACAAGCAGGGAACCAACGGAAAGUUCGGCUACAUGGUCAAUAAAAACGACACUAUCGAUGGGGAGUACACAAUAUUCACCGGCGAAGAUGACAUCUCCAAGGUGAACCAAGUGUACGAGUUCAACAAACACAGGAAACUGGAGGUAUGGCCAGGUGAUGAAUGCAACACAUUAACAGGAACGCUUGGGCAUAUUCGACCACCCCUGUCAAAAAGCAACGAGCAAGUUAUGUUCAUCCCGGAUAUUUGCAGGUCAAUACCAUUAGAAAGCAUAGGCUAUGAAACAUUCAAAGGCCUGAAAGUCAAGCGCUUCAUAGCUGGUCCCACAGCUUUCGACAGUGGGCAACAACGCAGUGAAAAUGAGUGCUUCGCUGCUGGCAGAGCUUUGCCGGAUGGGGGAGCAAACCUAGGUCCCUGCAAGCAAGGUGCUCCACUUGUGCUUUCGUUUCCUCACUUCUUGUAUGCUGACUCAUCAUACCGUGCUGAUGUUGGUGGCAUGAACCCAGAUCCCAACAAACAUCAGUUCUUCUUCAACAGUGAACCUACACUUGGAGUGACUGUUAAUGUUCGAGGUCGGAUACAAGUAAGCGUCGUCUUGGAGCGAGUGUUUGGACUUGGGCCCUUUUCUCGAGUUGCUGAAGCUGUGCUGCCACUCUUCUGGCAGGAAACGCGUGUGGAGGCAAGAGAAAGCACAGUCAAGCUGCUGAGAACCAUUGUUCAACUUCCCGAAUACUCUCAGUGGGGUUCUGUUGGCCUCAUUGUGAUCAGCUCAGUGCUGUUGGCUGCAUCAACAUUCUUGCUGUUCAGGCCACGGGUAAAAAGGAGGGAGAUCAGCAAAGUGCAGCCUAUUGCGAUAGAUGUAAAGAAAGCUGGGGAUGCUACUUCUGGUGAUAUGUUUCCAAACAAAGUGGAGCGCAUUCUGCAGAAUGGCCUUGAUCGUAUCCCCAACACAUUCGGGAUUACUGCAGUGCGCAACAACUUCAUCAAUGAGCUCAAGAACACCAGGAGGACUUCUGAACCAUCUGCACCCGCCGAGAUUAACAUCUACAAGACGUGACUGCCUGUCACUCCUAGACCGCAAGAUGUUUCUUGUACAUAAUACUCCCACUCUUGAGUGGGCUGUAGAGGUACUGCGUCCUAAUUGAUUUCACAGUGAACUGACUUGAAACUGUGACAAAUUAUGUACAUAGUUCCUUCCACAUUUUAGACACCUUGUAAGAGUUUUUACGCGUGUCAUGCUGUGCCUUGAACAAGACUGCUGCCAAAGCAAAGAAGGAAGAGGUCAGGCCAGAUGUUAUGUUGCUGCAGCAGUGUCAUUGAAAUGCCAUAUUUGCUUAAUCUGCAUGCACAGCAAGCAUUGAUCUUUGGGAACCAAAUGGAACUGCCAUUUUUACAUUUAUUUUUUUUUUGCAGUUCAUUUUGAUGAUCGUGUGCACAUAGGUAUCUUUAGGCAUAAUGUGAAAAACUGCUUAGUGUUCACAUUAUAUGCUUUCUUAUUGUAUGUCAAAUAAGGCAUAGGUUUCAUCAGUGAAUAUGAUUCUUUCAUAAGGGAAAAAUAUGCGUGCUCCAAAUGCAAGUUUUGGAAGGUUUCACGUGUUGAGGGGUCACUUGGUUUUGCAUCUGUGCCUUGCUUCAAGUACAAAUUAUACAAUCUAAGGUCUAUUUGCACUAUCCUCUGACAUGCUAGGUUAGCUUUAUAUACCAGGUCUCACAUGUAUUAAACUGCAUUUGGAGAAGACAGGAGGGUUCAAAAGGCAGUCUGGUGCAUCUCUUUGUGCGAUCCUAGAAUGCAUAGCGUUUCCUUUGGCUUCAUCAGAGCAUGUGCCUACAGAACCUUCAUCUAUGUUUCUUUUUCAUGUGGACAUUACACGUAAGUGAAUGUGCAUUUUGCUUUUCCAGCAACCAGUUUACUGAGUGAAGUAAAAUGCAGAUACUUGAGGAAAUGGUAAAAACAUGGCUUAUGUCACAUUGGUUAACUCUUCUACAGUGUAUGAGACAGGUUCUGUGCCCUACAAAUGUAACAAAGAGUCUCGGGCUUGACAAGAUCACCACCUGUUUAAGUUGAAAUUGUCUGAGUUGCUUUGUACAUAUAUUUUCCUGUGCUGUCCUUUCCUUUCUUUCAUUCUUUCGUUUCUCCCAUAGACAAGCAGCCAUAUAGCAGUGCUCAUAAUUUUGGUCUGUUAUUUUUUUGAUUACUGAAGAGUUGUUUCUGUUAUUACUUCAGCCACAUUCCAGAAGCAACCACUAUAAUUUCCCUGUUUUUACUUCUGUGAUAGUCCAUGAAUUCUGAAGUGUGUGACUUUUGAAGGAGGAAAAAUUAAACAGAAUCCUGCACCACAUCAACCUUUCAAUGUUGCAGGCAUUCUCACUAGA